Molecule: messenger RNA, 3728 nt
Organism: Nerophis ophidion (straightnose pipefish)
Lineage: Eukaryota; Metazoa; Chordata; Actinopteri; Syngnathiformes; Syngnathidae
Product: solute carrier family 45 member 4-like
Exons: 14
Coding region: 579-3104 (841 amino acids)
Cellular component (GO): membrane
Molecular function (GO): sucrose:proton symporter activity
Source: RefSeq, a predicted model, not a curated record
CUUUUGGCGCAUGCGAAUAUAUAUACACAGUUUCAGUCUUUCGUUUCUGUCACGCCAGUCUUUCUCCCGCAGCCUCCCGUGCCUUUCGGUGUCAGUCUCACCCCGCGUCUCUCUCGGUCUUUCGACCCCAUUCAUGGUCUCCGGCCCCCCUGAUAAAGAGACAGGUGAUUAGACAACUCGUCCCAGCUGAGAAAUCUCCUCCCCUGUCAUUGCUUCACAGCCGGCUCCUGCGCACGCCCUGCCCGCAGGAGACGCGUCGACCACGCCCCUCCACACGUACUGUCGACUAUCUAAAUAUGGUAUGUGCCAAAAAAAAGCAGAGGAGGUCUAGGAAGUGCGCCCAAGACUUUGCUGUUCUGGCAUACAGGCCGGAAAGUUUGAGAAAAGGGUUGCCAUGAGUCAAGCUUCAAGCACCCUUUGGCACUCCUGGACACACUGCUGACUUGCACACUCAAAUUUGUGCAAUCCAAAAUCUUCAGACGCCCCUCCAGAAACUAAUUUGAGUUACAGAAUAACUGUAAAACUGAACUUUGACUACCACACAAACACACACACACACUUAUAAAGUGAAAGUACCAAUGACUGUCGCACACACACCAGGUGUGGCGAAAUUAUUAUAUAAAUAUACACCCAUUAUCCCUUACUGGAGCUGGAUUUUAAUUGCCAUGAGACAUUUGAAUCGUUUCUUCUGCAAGCAAAGAGCACAAUGGACAGGAUCACCUUUUUACUAUCAGGAAGUUCCAGGAAUGGGAGAAGUGGCAGCUCCAGCGAAGAGAAAACCGAUGGAAAAUGCAAACGACUGCAAGAGCGAGAAAGAUGCAGAAGAAGCAGCGGACGAGGACGUACGUAGGCAGAUCCCUAAGCACCGCUGGGUAAUGCACGGAGCAGUGAUGUUUGGCCGGGAGUUCUGCUACGCCAUGGAAACUGCCUUGGUCACACCGGUGCUUCUCCAGAUAGGCCUUCCUGAGCAAUAUUACAGUUUGACAUGGUUCCUCAGUCCUGUCCUGGGUCUUCUCCUCACACCUGUGAUGGGCUCAGCCAGCGACAGAUGUACGCUGCGCUUGGGCCGCAGGAGGCCGUUCAUACUUGCCCUGUGUGUUGGUGUCUUGCUGGGUAUGGCGCUGUUUUUAAACGGAUCAUUAAUUGGCCUAUCCAUCGGUGAUCAUGUGGGAAGCCAGCCAAUAGGUAUCGCUCUUACAGUUUUGGGAGUGGUGGUGCUGGACUUUAGUGCUGAUGCGUGUGAUGGACCAAUCAGAGCUUAUCUUUUAGAUGUGGCAGUCACAGAGGAGCAAGAUAUAGCCCUAAAUAUCCACACCUUUUCUUCAGGGGUCGGUGGCGCAAUUGGCUACAUGCUAGGUGGUCUUGACUGGACUGGCACAGCUUUAGGUCAAGCUUUUAAGUCCCAGCAGCAAGUGCUCUUCCUUUUUGCAGCCAUUUUCUUCAUCACCUCUGUCAUACUGCACAUGUUUAGCAUCCCCGAGAGGCCCUUAGGGACAUCUCAGCAGACUAUAGCUGCAAAUAGAAGAGAGCUGAGCAGCCAAUUGUCCUCCAGACCAGUUAGUCACAUACCACCACUUCUGGAUAUAAUCACAGAGGAGGGCGCCUCUUUUAGAGAAGACGACCAAUCGGAUCCCGAGGCCAGAGAAAUGGACUUCCUGGUUAUGGAGCGAGUGCGUAGUAAGAGUGACUCCGUCUUAGCAAUGCCAGACGCUACAAUCAAGCUGGAUCCUGAUCUAGACCCGGAGGUCCAGCUUUUCUUGCCUGAAGUGCAAAAAGGUUUAACUGAGAUCCAAGAAGGUCUACAGUAUUCUUUCAAAUCUUCAGACCAGGGUACUGUUGGAUCUUCCAAACUCACGGAUGGGAUGGUGGUUUUGGAAUCCGGAGAUUCUGAGAUUAAUGGUCACACAAAUAGUCCGUCCACUGAGGGAUCCCAUUUGAAACCAAUGACAAAGCUGUCCAAUGGCGUCACUGAGCACUGCAAUUCAAACAAAAGCCACAUCUCCAACAAACCUGGCGCCCGUCUCCAUGGCGCCGCCACUUCGCCCCGACCACACAAGCACACAUUCUACCGACAACCGUCUUUCACCUUCUCCUACUAUGGACGAGUGGGCUCGCAGCGAUACAGACUGCGACAGACAACUGCCUCAAGCCUGCCGCCCAUCACCACUUCCCGCAGUCUCAACGAUUUGAGCGAUCUGCAGCAGCGUCUGGACAGAAGGGAGUUUCAGCUUUCCACGAGCAGUCUGUCUUCUGAGGCCUCCAGUAGCGACAGCGAGUCUGACAAGGGCACCACCGUGCGACUCCUCUGGUUGUCCAUGUUAAAGAUGCCACAGCAGCUGUGGAGGCUGUGUCUGUGCCACUUGGUCACAUGGUUCUCCUACAUAGCGGAAGCUGUUUUUUACACGGAUUUCAUGGGGCAAGUCAUUUACAAAGGAGACCCCCAGGCACCACUCAACUCCACUGAGUUCCAGAAUUAUAACAGUGGAGUCCAGAUGGGAUGCUGGGGACUUGUGGUCUAUGCUGGAACUGCUGCUGUUAGCUCAGCCAUCCUUCAAAAAUACCUGGAUAAUUUUGACUUGAGCAUCAAAGUCGUCUACAUUGUCGGCACUUUGGGCUUCUCAAUCGGAACCGCUGUAAUGGCCAUUUUCCCUAAUGUGUACGUUGCCAUGGUGAUGAUCAGCAGCAUGGGUGUCAGCUCCAUGAGCAUAUCUUAUUGUCCGUAUGCCUUACUAGGACAGUACCAUGAAAUCAAAGAGUACAUCCAGCACAGUCCAGCCAAUACUAGAAGAGGUUUUGGUAUUGACUGUGCUAUUUUAACAUGCCAGGUUUACAUAAGCCAGAUUCUUGUUGCAUCAGCGCUUGGAUCCGUCAUUAGGGCAGUGGGCACCGUACGAGUUAUUCCCAUGGUGGUCUCUGGUAGCUCCUUCCUCGGCUUCCUCACAGCCUGUUUCCUCGUCGUUUACCCCGACGAGGAGUCCAACGAAGAUCAAGAUUCGGCCCGCCUGUCGGCAGAGCUGAACCAGGGCGGAAAGAAAAACAGCGACAGGUCGUCUCUGCAGAAGCUGACAGACAGAUAUAGUGUGAACAAUGAACAGCAUGAAUAGUAAGGAUGAAUUUGCACAGUUUUUCUCGCAUUUUGUGUGGGGACUGUUCUGCUGGUCUCAUUGCUACCUCAGCCCAACAGGCUAAUGUGGGAUAGAUUUGAACAACGCUAGCAAAGAGAUGGCGCAGCAACUACUGAGGGGAAGCACACAUAGCACUUUCUGACCAUGCUGCUCUCUUACGCAAUGCCUUCUAUCUGCGGACAAUCACCGUGUCACUUUCCCUCCUGCUAACCUGCGACGUGUUCCGAGUCAAGUUCAUGGUUUACCUAACCUUUAAAAGUCUUUGAACAAAUGAAUUGUUUCACUCUAAUCUCAUUUAAGCAUUUCCACAGCAGGCCAAGUAAUGCCUGUUUUUUUAUGUAAGAAAUGCUGAGAAAAUAAGCUCUUUCAUACUAUGACUCCAGUGGCAUUUAAUUGCAAUGUGGAAUGAUACAGUAAGUCAGUUCUUUGUAUACUGCACAAAAUCGGGGCCCAAGCACCCACGGACAAUGCCGAGCACCCACGUGGGAUUAAUGGCAACUUUCAAUCUUUAAAAUAAUUUUUGAAAAAUCAAUCUUGUUGUAGUUAAUUUUGUGGCGAGUUUGGUCCGUUAUACAAAAUAAUAAAGCCACAAAUCAUAAAGGA